AAUUUUAUAUUAUCAUUGUCGUUUUCUAAUGUUAAUAAUAGAACAAUAAUGUUUUCUUGUGAUUUAUAAGAAGAAACUAUCAGUUAGUAAAAGUUAUCGACGUGAAUUAAAGUGUACUAUGGUAACCAUUUCGGUGAAGAAUAUUUUGACCGAACCUACCUGACUCGAUUGAGAAAAGAUGCUAUUACAAAAGAAGUUAUUGAGUUUUCCUCAUACCGCAAAGGUAUAUUUUGGGAAUUAUGGGAUUUUUGGCUGUAGUGAAUGCCUAUUCAUUAAGAGUAUCAUUAAAUAUAGCCAUAACGGAAAUGGUAGUACCGGGAACGUCAAGUUACUACGAUGAAGAUUCUUGUCCAUCAGAAAACGCAAAUAAAACACAUAAUUCCGUAACGAACACAGCGAUCCUCUACGAUUGGGACGAAACUACCAAAGGACUCAUUCUGAGUUCGUUCUUUUGGGGAUAUGUACUAACACACAUACCCGGUGGCGUGCUAGCUGAAAAAUUCGGUGGAAAGUAUUCUUUGGGUUUAGGAAUACUUUCGACGGCGGUGUUCACCCUCAUAACUCCAUGGGUCAUCAUAUCGACAAAUGGAAACUGGAAAGUUUUGGUGGCUUUAAGAGUCAUUAUGGGAUUAGGAGAGGGAACUACUUAUCCGGCCCUAAAUGCAUUACUAGCUAAAUGGGUACCGCUUCAUGAAAGGGCGAAAAUUGGUACUUUGGUUUAUGCCGGGAGUCAAAUUGGUACGAUUGUGAGUAACAGUAUAAGUGGGGCUCUAAUAAACGCAACGAAAAAUUGGGCAUCAGUUUUUUAUGUAUUCGGAGCCGCGGGUGUUUUAUGGUUUAUAAUUUGGCAAUUAAUCUGCUAUUCGGAACCCGAAGAUCAUCCUUUUAUCAGCGACAAGGAAAAAGCGUAUCUUAAGAAGGCGUUAGAAAAUGUAUCCGAGGAAAAAAGACAAAUCCCGUGGAGGGAGAUAUUGACAUCGGCGCCGCUGUGGGCUCUAGUCGCAGCCCAGAUCGGUCACGAUUGGGGUUUUUUCACCAUGGUAACGGAUCUACCGACAUACAUGAGCGACGUUUUGAAAUUUAACGUCAAAGAGAACGGAAUAUGGACGUCGCUACCAUACGCCGUCAUGUGGUUGGUAUCCAUGGGAUCCGGAUGGCUCUGCGAUUGGUUAGUUUCUUCGGGUUGUCUCGGUAUAACUUUCGCUAGGAAAUUAUUUACCACAAUAGCUUCUUUGGGACCGGCGAUUUUUAUUAUGAUAGCUUCUUAUUCGGGAUGCGAUCGAUAUUUAACCGUAGCUAUGUUCACCAUAGCUAUGGGUUUUAUGGGUCCGUUUUACUGCGGAAUGAAAGUGAACGCAUUAGAUUUGGCGCCUAAUUAUGCCGGUACAUUGAUGGCUAUAGUGAACGGUAUAGGAGCAAUUACUGGAAUUAUAGCGCCCUAUUUAGCCGGCGCGCUUACAGAAGACCAUACGUUGAAACAAUGGCGUACGGUGUUCUGGAUAACGUUCGCCAUAUUCAAUGUAACCAACAUCAUUUAUUGUCUGUUCGGUAGUGCAGAAGAACAACGUUGGAACGAUCCGUCUCAACUGAAAGAACAAAAACUCGAUACGAAUUACGGUAGCGUAAACGAUCAGGGAAAAUUCGCUAAAAAAGAAGUAGAAAAUUCCGUCGUUUAACGUUAGAUAAAAAUGUUUGUACAAGUUUCGGAGGAAAAAAUUAAUUAACGAGUAUUUUCUUUCUGAUAUUUUAAAGCCUGUGAUAAUUCUAUGGUUUCUUUUUAAAGUUGAACUGAAUGGAAAAUGCCGACGAAAUGUCGUAAGUGAAAAAACUUUUGUAUAUUAGGGUAGUUUCGAUUUAACUAUCAACUUAUACUGAACACACUGGUUACACUACCACUACACCAACACGCGUUUCAAUAACCAAAUUAUCAUCUUUCAGAGACUUAAUUUACCUUCGGUCUCUGAAGACGGCAACUUGGUUAUCGAAACGCGCUUCAGACGGUGUAAUUGUGCUCUGCUCGGUAGUUUCUAAAUAAAAAAAGCUUUCCAGCUGUAAAUUCACCCUCAGAAAACAAUUUCAACUUCAUUGUAUUAUAUAUCAUAUUAAUUUUGUUAAUUAUUGAAAGAAUUUGUAAAUAUUUUAUUUAUGUUGAUUAUUAAAAGUAAAUUUUAAGUAAA
Messenger RNA from Diorhabda sublineata, 2177 nucleotides. Its product is annotated as sialin-like. Lineage: Eukaryota; Metazoa; Arthropoda; Insecta; Coleoptera; Chrysomelidae. The transcript has 8 exons. The record is from RefSeq and is a predicted model, not a curated record. Gene Ontology annotation, molecular function: transmembrane transporter activity. Gene Ontology annotation, biological process: monoatomic anion transport; transmembrane transport. The coding region runs from base 240 to 1676 and encodes 478 amino acids.